This is a messenger RNA of Macrobrachium nipponense, 2049 nucleotides long. RefSeq names its product D-aspartate oxidase-like (gene Daao2). Lineage: Eukaryota; Metazoa; Arthropoda; Malacostraca; Decapoda; Palaemonidae. Gene Ontology annotation, cellular component: cytoplasm. The transcript is spliced from 9 exons. The coding region runs from base 387 to 1409 and encodes 340 amino acids. Gene Ontology annotation, biological process: D-amino acid catabolic process. Gene Ontology annotation, molecular function: FAD binding; D-amino-acid oxidase activity. The record is from RefSeq and is a predicted model, not a curated record.
GCCCGAGAGGGCGCGCGUAUCGGUGAGAAGAAGAGUUCCAAAUUCUCUCCCUCCCCGCCCGUUCCCCCCUACACUCACCAUUUCUUCGCUACGUCAUAUGCCAUUCUUUGGCUCGAGUAGCUAUUGACCGAAUGUCAUUCUUUGGCUGGACUACGUUGACAAGAUGGAUUGCUCUUACCAGUGUUGUGAUCAUGUCCUUAAAGUCUAUUCCAUCCAUGGCCAUUAUUACUCAUGGAUUUAUCAAUAACGGGAGGAGUUAUCGGUGAUACGUCUCAGGUGGGAAGUCCUUGAAUUCUUCAACCACGAUCUGGAAUCGCCGCCCUGUGGCUGUUGAUUUUGCAUCGAAUUUCAUCGAAACAUUUUGAAUUUGUCGUUUUGUCUGUAAAAUGGUCCUCAGGAUCGUUGUCGUCGGCGGAGGAGUAAAUGGGAUCGGAACAGCUUUGGCUCUGAAGCAGAUAUUACCAAACUGCCAACUUACAGUCGUCAGCAAGGAUUUUACGCCGGACACAACAGGUGAUGGCGCAGCUGGUAUGUGGGGUCCAUAUCUGGUGGAAGGUACACCUGAUGACAAGAUAAUACAAUGGAGUCAAGACACUUGGAAUCUGUUUAGUGAAUGGUAUAAAUCUGAAGACCGCUUGAGCUGGGGUGUCUCCUUGGUACCAGGAGUAACUGUAUCACAGCGUGAAUUACCUGAGGAAAAAUGGAGUCAUAUACCCAUUUCGUACAAAACACUAACCCAAGUUGAAUGUUCAAAGUAUGGACGUAAGUAUAGCUCUGGUUAUCAGUUUACUACUUUGAUAGCAGAGCCCUCCAGGUUUCUCCCAAAGCUGAUGGCAAAAGUGGAAGAAUAUGGUGGCACUUUUGUAAAAAGGAGAUUAAGUUCCCUAGAAGAGGUUGCAUCUACAGCUGAUCUUGUCAUGAACUGCAGUGGACUGGGUGCCAAGGAUUUAGUUCCCGAUGACUUGGUGUACCCAUGCCGAGGACAAGUGAUGAGGGUACAAGCCCCAUGGGUGAAAGAAUUCUUUGCUGAUGAAUCAGAGGAAUCCUUCUGUUAUAUUUUGCCUAAUAUAGACAAAGUAGUUCUUGGAGGUACCCAUCAAGACAAUGACUGGAGAAGAGAAUUAGAUCCUAUUGAUAGGGAGACAAUCUGGAGAAACUGUACUGAAAGUAUGCCUUCUCUUAAGAACUGUGAGGUGGUGAAAGAGUGGGUUGGACUUCGGCCCUGCAGGAAGGGUGGAAUCCGUGUUGAUACAGAAGAGAUAUUUGUUAAAAAUCGUCAUAUUCCUGUUGUGCAUAACUACGGACAUGGAGGCUGUGGAGUUUCAACAUUUUGGGGGUGUAGCAAGGAAGCCGCUUCUCUAGCAGUAAAUCUUAUUCAAAAGUACUACGGAUCACCCAGCAAACUCUGAGGCUCAAGUCACAAUAGAAGCCAGUACAAUUCAGUUAUUGUAACUUCAGGCUGUAUCAGAUCUCUGCUUAUCAUAUAUAAUGCCCUGCUUGAUUCCAGAUAGAAAGGUAAACCUUCAUUCAUUUCACCAGGUUAAUGACUUUAGCCUUAUGUAUAUCUAGAGAUAAGUGUCAUAGCACUUAUAAUUGGCAUAUUUGCAGUCACCUGGUUGGGAAAGCUUUACUCUUGGUAAUCUACCCAAAGGAAUAAAACCACCAGCUUACUAAAUUCCAGUCUAAUUCACUACCUGGGUACUGUACAGUGUCUACUUAGGAGCUUCACACAGUUCCCAUAAAUCCUGGCUGCAAGUAUCAUGUUGGGUGGCAGCUUUGGAAGACUUCCGACCUUAAAUAGCCACUUGGUUGAAUGUAUAGAAAUGAGUAUGUAGUGAAACAUAAUUCAGAAGCACAACUACAGUAAUUUGUUACAAUACAAACCAAUUACAGUGGGGGGCCCGUAUUCGCGGACUCGCACAUUCGCGGAUUUCUCUCGGGAAAGUUUCCCCGCAUUAUUCGCAGAAAAUUCGCAGUAUUUUUCUAUGAGAAAUAAUCCAUUAAUUCCUGGUUUUUUUUUAUCAAUUUCAUCAUAAAAUGCACUUUUUG